Molecule: messenger RNA, 1896 nt
Organism: Mytilus trossulus (common blue mussel)
Lineage: Eukaryota; Metazoa; Mollusca; Bivalvia; Mytilida; Mytilidae
Product: arylsulfatase B-like
Exons: 8
Coding region: 27-1526 (499 amino acids)
Source: RefSeq, a predicted model, not a curated record
UUUGAUAAUCACAUGAUUCCAACAACAUGUUGCCAACCAAUCUCAGGAUGCUACUUCAAAUACUAGCUGUUUUCAUUGGAAUUUCGCUAUGUCAGGCAGCAGACAAAGUUGAUUCACGCCCAAACAUCAUUUUCAUAUUGGCUGACGACUAUGGCUUCAACGAUGUUGGUUAUCAUGGGUCAGAAAUCAAAACACCAAAUCUUGAUAAACUGGCCAGUGAGGGUGUAAAGUUAGAAAAUUAUUACGUGCAGCCAAUAUGUACACCCACCAGAUCCCAGCUUCUAUCUGGAAGGUAUCAGAUUCAUACUGGAUUACAACAUGGAAUUAUAUGGCCACUACAACCAAGUGGUUUACCUUUAGACAGUCCAACCAUAGCUGAUAAAAUGAAACAAGCUGGUUACUCUACUCAUGCAGUUGGAAAAUGGCAUCUAGGAUUUUAUAAGAAGGAAUAUUUGCCUACAAGCAGAGGGUUUGACUCAUAUUAUGGCUAUCUCACUGGUUCAGAAGAUUAUUUUAAGCACUCAAGAUGUUAUGGUGGAUUUUGUGGAAUGGAUCUCCGUGACAACACAAAACCUGCAAGUGCUGAUGGGAAAUACUCAACACACUUAUUUAGUGAGAAAGUCAUAGAUAUAGUGAAUAAUCAUAAUACUGAGAAGCCAUUGUUUAUUUACCUUCCAUUCCAAGCCGUACAUUCUCCCUUACAAGUACCAGACGAGUAUGUUACUCCCUAUAGUAACAUUAAGGACAGAAACAGGAGAUCAUAUGCAGGUAUGGUAUCAGCAAUGGAUGAAGCUGUCGGUAAUAUAACUCAGACAUUUAAACAGAAAGGGCUUUGGAACAACACACUACUUGUAUUUUCAACUGACAAUGGUGGACAAAUCCUUUCUGGAGGAAACAAUUGGCCAUUGAGGGGAUGGAAACACUCAUUAUGGGAGGGUGGAAUGAGAGGGGUUGGAUUCGUUCAUGGCAAUAUGCUGAAAAAUAAAGGGACCAGUACAAAAGAAUUGAUGCAUGUAACAGACUGGUACCCAACACUGGUUGGUCUUGCUGGGGGAGAUCUCAAUGGAACAAAACCUCUGGAUGGCUUUGAUCAGUGGAAAACAAUCAGUGAAGGAGUUGAAGGUCCUAGAGAGGUUCUUCUCCAUAAUAUAGACCCACUUUUUAAAACAAUUGGUGAACCAGCAUACAAUGACACAUUUGAUAGUCGAGUAAGAGCUGCCAUAAGAUACAAAGAUUGGAAGUUAAUAACAGGAAAUCCAGGAAAUGGUAGUUGGAUACCUGAACCAUCCUCACAUCUGUCAGUAAUAAACCAGUAUGAAAGUGAAAAGAAAAAUAUCUGGCUGUUUGAUAUUGCUGAAGACCCAACUGAACAUACUGAUUUAUCCAAUAAAUACCCAGAAAUUGUAAAGACAAUGUUAGACAUGUUACAAGGGUUUAACCAUAGUUCUGUCCCAUGCUAUUAUCCUAAGGAAGAUAAGAGAGGCAAUCCUGAACUUCUUGGUGGCUACUGGGGUCCAUGGAUGUAAUAUCAUAGCCUUGAUAUUGUGUGUUAAAAGUACCAGGACUUGUGCAAUAUGUUGCAUUUACUCAAAAACAAAGUUUAUAUUGACUAAUAAAGUUUGCAGUUCUAAUUGACUGUAAUGGUGUUUGCUAUUCUAAAUUACUUAACCUUACAUUUUGUAGAAUACUUUAUGUGUGUGCUCAUUGUAUGACAGAGGAAUGAAAAUCUUGUAGUUAUUUAAUAGACUGUUUACGUCAAUGAGGUGAUGGUAUUAUUUUUGAAAUUUUUGGAAUUAUUUCCUUUAAAUGAAUCUCACUUGUAUUGUUUUUAAAAAACAUUCCACAUAUAUAACUAUGCAUUUUGUAGACGGAGCUUUAUAUAAUAUGUUUUCAAUU